Molecule: messenger RNA, 3025 nt
Organism: Pistacia vera
Lineage: Eukaryota; Viridiplantae; Streptophyta; Magnoliopsida; Sapindales; Anacardiaceae
Product: disease resistance protein At4g27190-like
Exons: 2
Coding region: 1-2970 (989 amino acids)
Molecular function (GO): ADP binding; protein binding
Source: RefSeq, a predicted model, not a curated record
AUGGAAUUUCUUUCUUCAAUUACUGUGGAAGUCGGAAAGUGCUGUUUUGCAGCCGCUGGUGAUCAACUUGGUUACUUGUUUCGUUACAACGACAACAUUGAAAAUUUGAAAAAGCAAGCUGAGAAGUUGGCAGAUAGAAGACGUAGUAUGCAACUGAAAAUCGAAGUUGCUGAAAGACAAGGAGAAAUCAUCUUUGCUAAUGUUCGAAGCUGGAUAGCAGAAGUUGAUAAUAUUUCUGCAAAAGCUGAAAGCUUUUUGGAAGAUGAAGACAAAGCCAACAAGAGGUGCCUCAAAGGGUGGUGCAUUAAUCUCAAACAACGUUAUCGAUUCAGUAAAGAGGCAAAGAAGCAUACUCUGAUGAUAUCUGAACAGCUCCAAGAAGUGGGAAAGUUUGAUGAGAGUGUGUCUUGUCCUGGUCCUCCAUUUGGUAUUAUGUCGUCAUCGAAGUUAUUUUCUUCAAGCACUUUUGAAUCUAGAAAUUCAAUUAAGAAGCAAGUUAUGAAGGCCUUAACUGAUAGUGACAGUGUCAGCAUAAUUGGAAUAUGGGGAAUGGGGGGUGUGGGUAAAACCACGCUAGUCAAAGAAAUCAUCCAACAUGUAAAAGAAGCUAAGAUGUAUGAUGUUGUAGUGAUGGCAGUUGUCUCUCAAACCCCUAGUAUUAGGAAAAUUCAAAGCAAUAUUGCUGACAUGUUACAUGUAACAAACUUGCCGGCUAGUUCUGAAAUAGCAAGAGCAAGUUUCCUAUGGGAGAGAAUCAAGGAGAAAGAGCGGAUCCUCAUUAUUUUAGAUGACGUUUGGGAAAGAAUCAAAUUGGAUGAGAUUGGUAUUCCUUUUGGGAGUGACCAUAGAGGUUGUAAAAUUUUAAUCACCUCUCGAAGCAAAACUGUAAGUAAUCAAAUGGAGUGUCAAGAGAUACAUACAGUUGAAACUUUAUCAAAGCAAGAAUCUUGGAUACUUUUCAGCGAGAUUGUGGGCUCAAAUGUCGAAACUUCUGACAUAAGCUCUUUUGCAAGAGCUAUAGCUGCUAAAUGUGGUGGCUUGCCACUUGCAAUUGUGAUAAUAGCAGGAGCUUUAAAGGGCAAGAACAAGCAUGUGUGGAGAAACGCAGCACGACAACUUCAAAAGUCCAACCCCUCUGACAUCCCAGGAGUGGAUGGGAUCUUAUUUUCAUCUUUGGAGCUGAGCUUGCAUUAUCUAGAAAAAGUGGAGUCAAAAUCACUUUUCUUAUUUUGCAGCUUAUUUCCAGAGGAUUACAAAAUUCCAAUUGAAGUUUUAGUGAGAUACGCAAUUGGUCAGAGGUGGUUUAAAGACGUUGAUGAGACAAUAGAAGAUGUCAGAGAUAGAGUUCAUGCUAUUGUAAGUACCAUUACUUCUUCCUUUCUCUUAAUUGAUGAUGGUGAAGAGUAUGUUAAAAUGCAUGAUGUAGUGCGGGAUUUCGCAUUAAACAUAGCUCCUAAAUACAACCACCAAUUCUUGGUAAAAGCUAACAUUGGUGUACGACAGUGGACAAACAUAGAUACAUUCGAAGAUUUCACAUGUAUCUCACUAAUGUCAAAUAAUACUAUGCAGCUACCUAAUGAGUUAGAAUGCCCAAAGUUGCAGGUUUUGAUGUUGGAUGGCAGUUCUGAGAUUCUUUUUCCUGGAAAUUUCUUUCAAGGAAUGAAAAAUCUCAAUGUUUUAGACUUGAGUGGAUUCACACUCUUGUCAUUGCCUGAUUCAGUUUCAUUUCUUUCAAAUCUUAGAACAUUGCAUAUUAGUGGUGGGGAGUUGGGUGACAUAGGAGUAAUUGGAAAGCUAAGAAAACUAGAGAUUCUUAGUCUCUCCAAAUCUAAUAUUGAGGAGAUCCCGGUAUCCUUUAGCCAAUUAAGUAAUCUCAGAUCAUUAGAUUUGAAUAAUUGUGGGAAGUUAACACUAAUACCUUAUGGUGUUAUACGCUCUCUCAAAAAGUUAGAGGAGUUGUAUAUUAAUACAUUUAGGCAAUGGGAAUAUGAAAGUGAAAAUUUGAUAAGCAAUGCCAAUCUUGUUGAGUUACAAGUCUUGUCCCGAUUGACUCAUUUAGAGAUUUUUAUCUCAAACCUUAAUGUCUCACCAAAAUUGUUGAUAUUUCAAAAUAACCUAUCCAAAUUUAAAUUAAGAAUAGAAUAUGGUGCAUAUUGUGACUAUAGGGAUUAUUAUUUGUCUGAGAGUGGAUCCUCAAGAACUAUGAGUCUCUCACAAACCAACAUUUCAGAGAUACAAGACUGGGUUAAAGGUUUGCUCAAAAGAACUGAGUAUCUUAUUUUAGAGGAAAUUGUUAAUUUAGAGAGUAUUAGUCAUAACUUAGUUGAAGAAGGGUUAAAUGAAUUGAAGUAUCUUGAUAUCAGAUCAUGCGAUGAGAUAAAGUAUCUCCUAAAUACAAUGGAAUGGACACCAAACUCAACUUUCCACAAUUUAGAGGAAUUGGUUAUCUAUUGUAGUUCCAACUUGGUUGGACUAUGCCAUGGACAACCUCUAACCCAACCUCCAAACCACACCAUAAUCUCCCCAAGUUUGGGAAACUUGACUUCUAUGUGUAUAAAUGAAUGUCCUAAAUUAAAAAACCUCUUCGUCCCUUCCAUUGUCAAAUGUCUGGUGAAGCUCAAAAGUCUUCAAAUAUGGGAUUGCUCAACAAUAGAAGAAAUAGUCACAAAUGAGAAAGGAGAAAAAGAAGCAUCAAUAGAGAGGAUAGUGUUUCCUAGUUUGUACCUCUUGGACCUUGGAUGUCUAGACAGCCUCACUUGUUUUAGCUUUGGAUCAUAUACUAUUGAAUACCCAGCAUUGGAGAGGCUAGAGAUAUUGGGAUGUGGAAACAUGAAGACCUUUGGUUAUGGAGAGCAAGUGACACCCAAGCUUAACAAACUGCUUCUAGAUUGGGUUGAACGUUGGAAUGGCAACUUGAAUGCCACAGUUCAAGAGUACUUCAAUGAACAGAUAAACCCAGUCAGGCUCUAAUGGCGACUUCCAGGCUUUUACUGUCACAUCUCCGUCGCUUCACUCGCUCUCCAUC